Molecule: messenger RNA, 714 nt
Organism: Leptomonas pyrrhocoris
Lineage: Eukaryota; Euglenozoa; Kinetoplastea; Trypanosomatida; Trypanosomatidae
Exons: 1
Coding region: 244-714 (156 amino acids)
Cellular component (GO): nucleus
Molecular function (GO): protein phosphatase 1 binding; protein serine/threonine phosphatase inhibitor activity
Source: RefSeq, a predicted model, not a curated record
GGAAAGGAAAUAAAAAGCCUGCGGUUGCAUCGUAGAAGGAUCACACGUGUCUUACUUUCAGAGGGAAAAAGAAUUAUAGUAAUACCAAUAAAAGCUACCCGAAAUAUCACAGGCUUGAAGGCGGUCGGGUUUGCCUGGUUUUUUUAUCCUCUCAUUUUUUUCCCCACCUCCUCCAUCCUCUCCUUCAAGGAUCUGCUAUUACUACUACUAUUACAACUACUGUUACUUCGUUUUGCGUUUAGCAUGGACGGGCUCGCAGUUCGCCGGCAGGACGCGACGCGCCCCAACGAUGAGGUGGUGCCCAUACGUACGGCUGUCCUACACCUGCGCCCCGCCCCCACCGCGGCGGAGACGGAGCAGGCGGAGCGACAGCGGACGAUGCGCGUGUCGUGGGACCCGCGGGUGCGAGAGCCCGAGAACCAGCAAGUCAGCAAGUGCUGCUGCGUGUUUCACAAGAAGAAGCUCUUUGGAGAGAGCAGCAGCGAUAGCUCGAGUAGCAGCAGCAGCGACGACGACGACAGCGGCAACAACGGGGAGGACGGUCACCGUGGCCCUGUGUCUGGCGGUGCGGGCGGUGUGGGCAGUCACGACGAGGCCGCUGGUGCGCAUUCACACGAUGGGUGCGAGCACGGCUGCGGACACGAUCACAAACCGCGGCGGCGCCGCCCGAAGUGCACCAAAGAGCACUGUUACUGUGGAACCACGUUUCAUUAA